AUGAAUUUGUCCAAACGUCUAACACCCACCCUAAAUCCAACCUUAACUCUCCCAAUAUUGGAGACUUGUUUGCUCCGAUGCCGAAACCUCAAGCAAUUCAGUCAAAUCCUUUCUCAAAUGAUCCUCACUGGGUUCCUCCGAGACACGUUUGCAGCAAGCAGACUCCUCAAGUUCUCCACCGAUUCACCCUUCAUUUACAUCAACCGCUCCCAUCAAAUCUUCACUUGCAUUGAGAAUCCAAAUGGGUUCAUUUAUAACACCAUGAUGAGAGCUUAUGUUCAAAGAAACGCUACACAUAAUUCUCUCGGUAUAUAUAAAUUGAUGUUGCAAGAGACUGUUGAACCUGAUAAUUACACUUACCCUAUUUUAGUUCAGUCUUGCUCUCUUAGACUAGCGGAGUUUGAAGGGAAACUGAUUCACUGUCAUGUUCUGAAAAUGGGUUUUGAUUCAGAUGUUUAUGUACAGAACACGUUGAUAAACAUGUAUGCUGUUUGUGGGAACUUGAGCGACGCGCGUAAAGUGUUUGACCAAAGUCCUGUUGUGGACAUAGUUUCUUGGAAUUCAAUCUUGGCUGGUUAUGUUUCGAUAGGGGAUGUGGAGGAGGCUAAGUAUAUAUACGAUAGGAUGCCGGAAAGGAACAUCAUUGCUUCAAAUUCGAUGAUUGUGUUGUAUGGUAAAAAAGGUAAUGUUGCUGAUGCGUAUAGGUUAUUCAGUGAAAUGCAUAAAAAAGAUAUGGUAUCGUGGAGCGCUUUGAUUUCUUGCUAUGAGCAAAAUCAAAUGCAUGAGCAGGCUUUAAUUAUGUUUCAGCAAAUGAAAGCUGAUGGAAUUACGUUGGAUGAGGUUGUGGUAAUCAGUGUUCUUUCAGCAUGUGCUCACUUGUUGGUAGUGAGGACAGGGAAAUUGAUUCACAGUUUGGCUGUCAAAAUUGGAAUUGAAUCUUAUGUUAACCUUCAUAAUGCUUUGAUUCACAUGUAUGCAAGUUGUGGGGAAGUAGAGGCUGCCCAAAAGUUGUUUAACGGGGGUUGCUGCUUGGACCUGGUUUCUUGGAAUUCUAUGAUCUCUGGGUACUUGAAAUGUAGUGAGGUCGAAAAGGCCAAGGCUUUAUUUGAUUCAAUGCCAGAGAAGGAUAUUGUGUCAUGGAGUGCUAUGAUAUCAGGUUAUGCUCAACAUGACAGAUUUGCUGAUACUUUGGCGUUGUUUCAGGAAAUGCAGCUUGAUGGAAUUAAGCCUGAUGAGACGACUUUGGUUAGUGUAAUAUCUGCUUGCACCCACUUGGCUGCACUUGACCAAGGAAAAUGGAUCCAUGCUUAUGUAAGGAAGAAUGGCCUGAAGAUUAAUGUCAUUCUGGGUACUACCCUUAUAGAUAUGUACAUGAAAUUUGGGUGUGUUGAAAAUGCUUUGGAAGUUUUCCAUGGGAUGCAGGAAAAAGGGGUUUCUACUUGGAAUGCUCUCAUUCUUGGUCUCGCAAUGAAUGGUUCAGUUGACAAGUCACUCGAUGCAUUUUCAGAGAUGAAGGAAUGUGGCGUGCUGCCUAAUGAGAUAUCCUUUAUGGCAGUUCUUGGAGCUUGUAGACACAUGGGUUUAGUAGAUGAGGGGCGCCAACAUUUUAGUUCCAUGAUUCAGGAGCACAAGAUAGAACCCAACGUUAAGCAUUAUGGAUGCAUGGUUGAUCUUCUAGGACGGGCAGGUCUGCUAAAAGAAGCGGAGGAACUAAUUGAGAAUAUGCCUAUGGCACCAGAUGUUUCCACUUGGGGAGCAUUGCUUGGGGCUUGUAAGAAAUAUGGAGAUAAUGAAAUGGGAGAGAGGGUUGGAAGGAAGCUUAUUGAACUUCAGCCUGCCCAUGAAGGGUUCCAUGUACUACUAUCUAAUAUAUAUGCUUCAAAAGGUAAUUGGGAUGGUGUUCUUGAGGUUAGGGGGAUGAUGGUACAACAUGGGGUGGUGAAGACCCCAGGAUGUAGCACAAUCGAAGCAAAUGGAACAGUUCAUGAGUUCCUCGCAGGAGAUAAGACACACCCUCAAAUUAAAGAUAUUGAGAAUAUGCUGGAUGAAAUGGCUAAGAAAUUAAAGAUGGAAGGUUAUGCUCCAGAUACAAAUGUGGUUUCUCUUGACAUUGAUGAGGAGGAGAAGGAAACUUCUCUGUUCAGACAUAGCGAGAAACUUGCUAUUGCCUUUGGGCUUAUCACCAUUAACUCACCAACACCAAUAAGGAUAAUGAAGAAUUUGCGAAUAUGUAAUGAUUGUCAUACAGCAGCAAAGCUAAUUUCUAGAGCUUUUAAUCGUGAAAUUGUGGUGAGGGAUCGCCAUCGUUUUCAUCAUUUCAAGCAGGGUUCAUGUUCAUGCCUGGAUUAUUGGUAGGAAAGUAGUAGAAUGGGUAAAUUGCAUACAAAUCUACAUUCCUCAUUGAGAGCUGUCUAUUCCUACCAAUUGUAGAAAUGCAUAUGUUUCACAGCAUGCUGUGUAGCUCUGUAGCCUACAAAAGCAAGCCUUGUAGCAGGAAGAAACCAAUUGUUGAGUGAUAAUUUAUAUUGUCUUAAAAGGCAGUUUUUAUGAUUGUUUAAAGAAAAAGGCAAUUAUGAGGAUAAGACCUAAUCAAUGGCGGGAUUCUGUGAUGGAUAUUACACUACAGAUAGCAGUGAAUUGGUUGAUGAACUGCAAUGGCAUCAUUCUCUGACUGAUUCAUUUUUAUGCUUUUACAAGUCUGAAAUUGCAUCAGAAAAUUCAAGCAGGGAUUUCUAUGAAACUUGAGAGGAUUGAGCAUGAGUUUCUGGAGAAAACUCUUUUCUUAGGGAACCUGAAUAUGGUAUUGCAAAAAAUUGCUGCAAAAUGGAGGCCUUGACAGGAUAACUUCUAGUCAAGAAAUAUGGAUUGAAUAGCAUGGAAAAUAAAAUUCAUUGGUGGUCUUCUCAUCUUCUUAUGAAAUGGCAUUCAGAGGAAAGUUCUUCCCCUAAAAUAGUGUUCUUUCCGUAUUCUGCAAUUGCAGUGAGGGGAGUUUAGCUCCAUUCCUAUGAUUAAAAAAUUUUAUAUGGAAACUUGCCUUGUUGCAUAUUAACUUCAGAAUGCAAUGGAUAGGCUUCAUCUUUUUAUUUGGACUGAAUUUAUGGUAUGUCUCGGGGUUUCUCAUUGCCUGCUGCCUAGUUCAUGCCUUCUCACUUUCCAUUGGGAAAAGUCAACUCAGGUGAAAAGGGAGUAUACUGCAGCAUUAGUUCUAUGCGAGUACAUAAUGUUCAUUUUUGCAGUCUUAUGUUGGCAGUACGCAGGAACUGAGUUAUAUGAUUUUUUAAAGGACUAAAGUGUACGAGAAUUAUAAAGUCAAAAAAUCAUUUAAUACGUUUUCUUAAAAAGUAAGAAUUCAAGUGUAAUUUUUAUCAAAUAUCAAGAGGCCCUUUGUUAUGUA
Hevea brasiliensis (rubber tree) is the source of this 3394-nucleotide messenger RNA. RefSeq names its product putative pentatricopeptide repeat-containing protein At5g40405. Gene Ontology annotation, biological process: RNA modification. The transcript is spliced from 3 exons. NCBI's taxonomy places the organism in Eukaryota, Viridiplantae, Streptophyta, Magnoliopsida, Malpighiales, Euphorbiaceae. Gene Ontology annotation, molecular function: RNA binding; zinc ion binding; protein binding. The coding region runs from base 1 to 2355 and encodes 784 amino acids. The record is from RefSeq and is a predicted model, not a curated record.